Messenger RNA from Perkinsus marinus ATCC 50983, 1839 nucleotides. RefSeq lists its product as hypothetical. NCBI's taxonomy places the organism in Eukaryota, Perkinsozoa, Perkinsida, Perkinsidae. The transcript is spliced from 10 exons. The record is from RefSeq and is a predicted model, not a curated record. Gene Ontology annotation, molecular function: mRNA binding. Gene Ontology annotation, cellular component: nucleus; cytoplasm. Gene Ontology annotation, biological process: regulation of gene expression. Bases 13 to 1791 code for a protein of 592 amino acids.
CGUGUUGCAAUUAUGCAGCAGGAAGGUCCGGCGGUCAGUGGCGUCCAACAGAAUCCCGGAGGUCCCCAUUCCGCAGCCAUGCCGCCUCCCAUGGGCAGUCACCCUAGUCCGAACGGUAAUCGUGGCGGGCCUAUCUUGCCUUUCGAGUAUGGCCCUGAUGCUGGCCCGUAUAGAGAUCAGGUCGAAGUCUCCCAGGAGUUGGUACCGAUGGUCAUUGGGAAGCGAGGCGCUACCAUCUCAGCUAUGAAGCAGCAGACGGGAGCGAACAUAUACGGAGACCAGUCGACUCGUGAACAAGGUUAUAGCAUCUUCUUCGUUGAUGCACAGACUGAGGAGCAGUUGCAGGCCGCAGUUGAUGCCAUUCGGGAGAAGGUAUCCCCACUUGAGCCUAAGGAAGGCGAGAUCCAAAAAUUCUUUGAAAUUCCGGACCACAAAGUCCCGGAGGUUCUCGGACCACAGGGAAUCGCGUUGGCAAGGAUCAAGGAGCGAUCGGGAGCCCGACUUGAAAUUAAGGCCAUCCUACCGACGGAUUACCACGGCCCGGCUAAGAACAUGCCAAGGACUGUCAACUGUGUUGGCACUGAGGAAGCUGUGAGCAAAUGUGAGGAGCUCGUCAACAAGGUCGUAUCGGGUACGGUUACUUGCGCGGACUUGAUCUCUGAAUACGAAGUUGGGCACCCAGAGGUCCGAUCUCAGAAGAGACUCAGCUCGUCUCUAUCCUAUGACGAUACCAAGCGUCGUAGAAUGGACUAUGGCGAGUACCAGGGAGGCUAUGAUAGCUCCUAUAACGCUGGCUACCAGCGCGGUGGGGGGCCGCCAGGUGGUGGGUAUGGCGGUCGCGGACCCAUGAAGGGCGGGGGAAAGGGUGGCUGGAGCGAAAGCCCAGCUGACUCCUGCAUGCUCGAAGUCCCCUCUAGUGGCGUUGGAGCUAUCAUUGGUCGUGGUGGCGAGAUUAUCAACCAGUUGAAAGAGGACGGGCGCUGCGACAUACAGAUCUCCAAGAGCGGAGGUCCCUACCGAGAAGUGUCCAUCCAGGGACCAUAUGAUGGUAUCUUGACUGUGGUUGGAUUCAUCAACGAGAGGCUGGCGGGUGCUCACACAGUGAAGUCGAUGCCAGCCAAUGGGCUCCCCCCUUAUCUAUUCGGUAGUGGAGGUGGCCCCAGUGGGUCUGGCAUGGCCCCUCGUGGAGGUCCUCCCAUGAGUGGUGGUCCUGGAAGAAUGGGUGGUGGUCCGCGGCCUUACAUGCAGCAAAGUUCUCCUCCUCCCCGUUCCUAUGGUGGACCGCCACUGUCUGGCGGUGGUAUGCAGGGUGGAUCCCCGCAGGGCUAUUCGACUCCUCCAGCUCCCCAGCCUUGGCAGCAGCAGCCUCAGGGCGGCGGGCCUGUAGGGGGCUAUGGUGGUGGCAACAGUAUGAUGCCUCAGCAACAACCGCAGCCAGCGCCACACUCGGGAGGUCCGUCCGGUCCUGGUGGCUACUACUCGCAACAAUACGGUGGAGGCUACCAACAGCAUCAGGCCCCUGCUCAGCAGCCAGGCCAGGGAUACAUGCCUCCUCAGCAGACCGCCCCAUCGCCGCAACAGUCGCCGUACCAGUACCAAUCUCCUGUGCCAACGGGUGGCCCUUUACCUGCUGGGACUCCACAAGCUGCUGGGCCCUCGCAGUCAGCCCGUGCCCAAGGAGGAUCAGGGGAAGCGUCGUCUGCUUAUGCUAGUGCAUAUUUGGCCGCUGCGUGGCAGCAGUACUACGCAUCUCUGCAUAGGCAGCAAGCGGCGAGUCGACCUCCCCAGUGAGUACGGUCGGAAACGUCCAAUGACAAGGCGCCGCGUAGAGAAGCGAAC